AUCAAUCAAUUCAUGAUUGAUCAAGUGUUUGAUGUGUUUUGAUUUAUCAGUUUUUCAAUACAACAAAAAAAACAAUGAAUCUUAAUGAAUCUUCACAGCAACAACAACAACAACAACAAACAUCGAUCUUAUGGCGUAAUCUUUCUUAUAAUUAUCAUAAUCCAUUAGGAUUAAAUAAUAAUAAUAAUAAUAAUGAAAAAUCUUCAAUUUUACAAUGUUUAAAUGGUCAUCUUUGUUAUCAAACAUUAAAUGGAUUACUUGGUCCAAGUGGUUCGGGUAAAACAACUUUAUUAAAAUGUUUAUCCGGUCGUAUAAAAUCCGGUCUAAAUGUUCAUACAGAAAUCUAUUUGAAUUCAACAGAAUCAAAACGUUUAACAACAACAAUACGUUUUAUCGAACAAAAUGAUAAAAAUGUUUAUGGCCAUAUGACUGUUCGACAGAUAUUAUCGUAUGCAUUUCAUUUUAAAAAUAAUCAAUCACAUCUUUAUGAUAUUGAUUCACAUAUAUCGAUUAUAAUGAAUGAUUUAUUAUUGGAUGAAACAACCAUUCUUGAUCGUAGAUUUGAACAAUGUUCAGGUGGUGAACAACAUCGUAUUAUUAUUGCACAGGAAUUAAUGUCAUUAAAACAACCAACAUUUUUAUUUAUCGAUGAACCAACUACCGGUUUGGAUAGUAAUUCUGCAUUAUUAUUAAUGAAAUGUUUAUGGCGUUUAAGUCAACAUAAUCGUAUGACAAUAUUUGUUUCGAUUCAUUCACCAAAUUCAGAUAUUAUGAAAUUGUUUGAUAAGAUUUAUAUUCUGGCUAAAGAUGGUGUUUGUAUCUAUUCUGAUUCACCAAAAUGUUUGGAUGAAAAAAUUGGUCAACAAUUAAAUCAUGAUGAUGAUGAUAAUCGAUUGAAAAAAUCAUCAUCAUCAAUUGAACAAAUCAUUCGAAUUGCCUGUAAUAAUAAAAAUCAUCCAUUGAUACAAAAAUGGACAAAAUUAACAUUGGAAAAUGAAAAUGAACAAUUUAAUCAAAUUAUGAUGGCUAAAAAUACUGACGUUGAUAAUCGAUUAAAAUUUCAACCAAAAGGAAUUCUAAUCGGACAAAAAUGUUUUCAUUUCAAAGAUCUUUACAUACAAUUACGACGAAUAUUUAAUAUUCAAUUCAUGAUUGAAUGGCGUAAUCUUAUGUCUAUAAUGUUAUUCUAUAUGAUUGUAUUUCCAUUUAUAGCAUCAUUUUUUGAUGAAAAAAUUGUACAAUCAUAUACAAAUUGUCAUAUGGUUGAUUAUAAGGGAAAAUUAAGAAAUCAAACCUGUUAUGAACGUUUAAAUAAUGAAAUCAAUACAAAUGAAUAUAUAAUAUAUCUUUGGUAUUGUCAAUGUAUAUCAGGUUAUUCAAUAAUGAUUUUAAGUACAAUAUCAAUUUCAUCAAUGUUGAAAAUGUUUCGCAAUGAACAUCGUAAUCAUUGGUAUCAUUUUGGUGUAUUAUUCAUAGCGAUAACAAUGAUAACAUUCAUACAUCUUGGUCUAUUAUCCUGGCUAAUUGGUACGAUGAUCUAUUUCAGUGUUAAUCAUAGUUAUGUUGAUCAAUAUCGUUUAAAUUGGUAUCGUAUUAUACAUUUUAUAUCAUUUAUAUGGUUAAAUAAUAUUUAUCUACAAAGUUUUGGACAAUUAUGGAGUGUUAUAUUUUUUUCUGAUCAACAACAACAACAAUCAUCCGAUAAAGAAUUGGCUAUUAUUAUUGGAAUGUUUUUCUUUCAAUCAACAUUUUUAUUCAAUGGAUUUAUGAUUGAAAAUCCUAAUCGAUUAUAUUUAAUGAAAAUAUUAUCAUAUUUUUUACCAGUUAAAAUUAUUUCCAAUGGUUUAAUGUAUUCAUUUUAUGGUAUUGAUCGUAAUUGUUCAAAAUUAUCAUCAAUUGUUUUGGAUGAUUUUGAUGUUCAAAUUGAUCAUAUUUAUAGUGAUAUUUUAAUCAUACUGAUACAUUGUUUAUUGGCACGUUCGCUUACCUAUAUGAUAAUGUUGAUAAAAUUUUUUGGUUUUAAAAAUUUUUAUUGGACAAAAAAAUUUCAACCAUUCAAUGGUUAUAUUAAUCCAUUUGAUAAUGAUGAUGUUGAUAAUAAUAACCGAGAUGAAAUGAAAAUUGAAAUGAUAAAAAUCAAUUCGAUAAAUGAUGAAAAUCAAAUCCAAACAUUAAAUAAUCAAGAUAAUCAUGAAAAUAUAAUUAUUGCAUGGCGUUCAAUUUAUUUAUUUACAUCAUCAAAUACAAUCUAUGAAAUACGUUCAAUCAAUAAUUUCAAUAUUGAUAAUAAUGAAAUAAUGAAAAAAAAUUUCAUAUUAAAAAAUCUAAAUGGACAAUUUCGAUUCGGUACAUUGAAUGCAAUAAUGGGACCAUCAGGUUCUGGAAAAACAUCACUACUCAAAGUUUUGAAUGGUCAAUGGAAAAGACGUCUUUGUUAUGAAAGUAAAUUCUAUUUAAAUCGAUUUAAAUUGAUUAAACGUUGUUUUCUUGAACAAGAUAUUUCUGGCCAUCUUAUGUCCGGUCUUACAGGUCGACAAACAUUAAUAUAUGCAUCACGAUUAAAAAAUUUAUUCGAUUCAAAAAAUAUUGAUCAUGAAGCUAUUGCUGAUCGUAUUCUUAAUGAAUUAUUAAUAGUAAAAAUAGCCGAUAAAAUUGUACAAAAAUGUUCAAAUGGUGAACGUAAACGUUUAGCAUUAGGUAUAGAAAUGACAUCAAUUAUAAUGCCGAAUUUAAUUUGUAUUGAUGAACCAACAAGUGGUUUAGAUUCAAAUUCAGCCGAAAUUAUCAUCACUUGUUUACGUAGAAUUGUACACGAACAUAACAUAACAAUUAUAGCAUCUAUUCAUCAACCACAAUCAGAAAUUUUGGAAAUUUUUAAUGAAAUAUAUGUUUUGGCUAAAAAUGGUGUUUGUGUUUAUUCCGGAAAACCCGAUACAAUCAUCGAACAUUUAUCAAAGGUAUUGAAAAAUAUUGAUUUAAAAUCAAAUCAAUAUUAUUCAUCAUCAAUUGAAAAACUUAUCAAUUAUUGUUCUGUAGAAACAACAACAGAUUCGAUUGUCGAAAAAAUGGUCAAUAUUACUUGUGAUAAAAUUAUUCAAUCAAAACAAUUUAAAUUAAUUAACGAUAAUGAUGAUCAUGAUGAUGAUGAUGAUAUUUAUUCAAAUCGACAAAGAUUUUCAUUAAAAUCAUCAUGGAUAUUAUUACAACGUUAUUGUCAUAAUCCAAUGUUUAAAUGGACAAUAAUUUUAUCAAUAUUUCCAAUCAUAUUGAUAAUAUUAUUACGUAAUUUUUAUCCGGCUAAAAUUGCCAAACAAAAUGGUUGUUUUAAUUUUUUGGAAAAUGAUUUUAACUAUACAAUCUGUUAUGAUGAUGAUUGGAAAAUGAUAAACAAAGAUCUAAUGGAUAAUACACGUUAUACAAUUUAUAUAACAUUCAUAUAUUUAACAUGGAUAUUAAUACCGGCAAGUAUAUUAUUUGCACAAGAAAUGAUAUUAUUUGAUAAUGAACAUCGAAAUGGUUGGUAGAUUUUUGGUUUGGUUUCUUUUUUUAUUUUCAAAUUUUUUUAUUUCAUAAUUUUCAUAGGUUGGUAUAGUACUGGUUCAUUUUAUCUGAUGAAAUCAAUUGCAGAAUUUUUACCAAUGUUUAUAACAACAUCGAUAUUUGUUUAUGUUGCCGAUAUUUAUGAAUCAAUUCAUUCGGGAAUAUAUUUUUGGAUGUUAUUAUUAUUUAUAUUUGGUUCAUUAGCAAUGCAAGGAAUGGGUCAUCUAUUAGCUAUUAUAACAAAUGGAAAUUUUUUCGCUUUAAUCACAAUAUUACCUGGUUGGAUGACAUUGCUGUUUUUAUUAUCAAAUUUUGCAACACCAAUUCAACGUUUAAAUUAUUAUUAUCAAUUAUUAUCAAAUCUAUCACCAUAUCGUUUUGUAAUGGAAUCAUUAUUAAUAUUACAAUAUGGUUUUGGUCGUUGUCAAUCUAAAUAUGAAAUACAAUUCGUUCUAUAUCGUAUGGCUUUUGUUCAUAAUGAUGAUGAUAAUAAUUAUUAUUAUCAACAUUUUUAUUAUUGUAUUCAACAAUUAUUAUUAAAUAUUUUUAUUUAUCGAUUAUUAGCUUUAAUUAUGUUGAUUAUACGUACCGAACCGUUUGAUAAUUAUCGUCGUAAACGAAUACGUCAACAUUACAAAUCAUGAUAAAUGUCAAAAUUAUAAAAAUUUGAAUCUUUAAAUCAUAUUUGUUUUAUCUUUAAUUUUAAAAUC
Molecule: messenger RNA, 4250 nt
Organism: Dermatophagoides pteronyssinus (European house dust mite)
Lineage: Eukaryota; Metazoa; Arthropoda; Arachnida; Sarcoptiformes; Pyroglyphidae
Product: ATP-binding cassette subfamily G member 4-like
Biological process (GO): transmembrane transport
Cellular component (GO): membrane
Molecular function (GO): ATP hydrolysis activity; ATP binding; ATPase-coupled transmembrane transporter activity
Source: RefSeq, a predicted model, not a curated record